Messenger RNA from Triplophysa dalaica, 3357 nucleotides. It is a transcript of the gene tlr18, whose product is annotated as toll-like receptor 18. Gene Ontology annotation, cellular component: membrane. Gene Ontology annotation, biological process: inflammatory response; toll-like receptor signaling pathway; immune response. Gene Ontology annotation, molecular function: transmembrane signaling receptor activity; protein binding. The record is from RefSeq and is a predicted model, not a curated record. Lineage: Eukaryota; Metazoa; Chordata; Actinopteri; Cypriniformes; Nemacheilidae.
GGGGGGGGGGGGGGGUGCGCCUACGUCAUCCAUAAGUCAACUAGGACAAAGCGAGCUCCACAGACUAUGCAGUCACUUUAUUCUCUCCUUGAAUUUACAGGCUUUUCCCAGAAAAAAUAGUAGCUGUUUCGCAUAACUCCUAACUGAAUCUUUAACAGGACUUGGUCAUCACUGCGCACAGUUGCAACAGAUGUUUAUGCGAAGACUUGAAGACUUCCUUAAGAAAAUUCCAGUAACCUGAAACGAUGUAACGUUACUUCAAUUCACCGGAAUGCAGAACUCUCUCACCUAGUAUUUUUUGUGGGAAGUAUCCCGAACACUCGUUCAACACAGUCUAAAAACGUCUUUACAGUUCGUACAGAGAUUUAAAUAAAGCUCAUGGGAAUGUUUGCUCUGUUCGCUCUGCUUCUGAGUCUCCAGGCCUUUCUGCACAUUAAGCAAGUUAAAUCCCAACAGUCUUGUAUAAUAACAGCCAAGGGGUGUGCAGCAGACUGUAAAGGUCUUCGGCUACAGGGUGUGCCUGUAACACAACUUCCGGCUUCUAUUGAACAGCUCGAUCUCUCUUUCAAUAGCAUACAGAUCAUUCGCAAACAAGACUUUUUCAAUUUUAGUCAUCUGCGAGUCCUCAAGCUUAAUUACAAUAAUAUCUCAGUGAUUGUGGACGAUGCCUUUCAGAGAAAUCUCCUGCUGCAGGAUAUAAAUUUAUUUAACAAUUCUUUGACACAAAUUCCCCUCAAAGCUCUGGAGCCACUCACAAAUUUAAAGGUUUUAGAGUUGUCCAAUAAUAUGUACACACAAGUAUUUCUAGGUGAUGCUUUUUUUAAUUUUAGUCAGUUAAAGAUUUUGUCGAUUGGUGGACCGCUGGUCAGUAAUUUAGCAAGCCUUGACAUUGACAUAUUGAGAAACCACUCGUUGGACAAGUUUGCCAUUAAAACUGGUACUGGUCUUAAAAGUUAUGAAGUUGGGUUUUUCAAGACCCUCAGCACCAAAAACUUGUGGCUCGAUAUAGCUAUAGACAAAACUCCAGAUGUCCUUCCUAAAAUAUUAAAAGACCUAGCAAACAAAACAAUUGAUGUUCUACGUUUCCGCAAUCUUUUUGAAUUUCAGUACUACACUGGCAAACAGGAUAUUUUUUAUGGCCUGCAGUAUAUAAAUACUCAAACAUUGUUCUUCCAUCGAGGUAAAUUCAAUGAGGAGGUUAUUAGAAUGGCUCUAGUAAAUGUUGCAAAGAGUCCAGUCAAAGCUUUAGCGCUUGUGUAUAUCGACUUUGCUCGUUCGCAGAACAUAACACAGGGAUCCAGUGUGACAAACCUGACCUUGGAAAAGUUGGUUCUCUCGGACAUCAGUAAUCCAGAUAUAAUUCGCUUCGACUGGCGCUUCACCUGGCUAAAUCAUAUCCGUCAAAUCAUUAUAUGGAACGUCAACUUCAACUCUGUGCCUUGUGACUCAUGGCAGGAGUUGAAAAGUUUAGAGGUAUUCGACAUCUCUAACAACCAGGUGAAGGACAGCUAUCUUUAUUACCCGCUAUGUGACAACAGAAACUUGCUUUUACUUCAGACCUUUAACGUCAGUCGUAAUCGCCUUGUUAGUCUCAGUGACUUGGCGUCUCUGACCAAGAACUUUGUCAAGCUGAACACGAUCGAUAUGAGCCACAACCAACUGCGAUAUAUAGGGAACCGUGUCUGUAACUGGAGAACGACCAUUACCAGAGUACUUGCUAAUCAUAACAGCUUGACCAGCAACUGUUUUAAGUGUCUCCCCACUUCAGUGUUCUACCUCGAUUUGUCGUACAGCAACCUGGACCAGCUCGACAUGGACUAUUUUAAUAAAGCGUCCAACCUGACAGAGCUCCUCCUUAGCGGCAACAAGAUCAAGUUCAUCCCUUCUGGUUGGAGGAAUCCAUUUCUGAUGACACUUGCUCUAGAUGGAAACUCAUUUGGUCUCAUUAGCAUGACGUCUUUUAAGGACAUGCCUUCGCUACAGAUGCUGACCGCAGGGAACAACCCAUACCAUUGUACCUGUGAUCUUCAUACGUUUAUACAGGAAACCACAAGUAAGGGCAAGGUGAACAUUACAGAUUGGCCGUAUAACUACAAAUGUUACCACCCGGAGCGUCUUCUCAAUACAAUGGUGUCCAGAUACUUCCCUGGUCAUUUAGCCUGCGAUAUUAACCUUGUUAUCAUAAUAUCUGUGUCAACGACUGCUCUUGUUGUGCUUGGUAUGGUGCUUGUCUGCUAUAUAUUCCACGUGCCGUGGUACAUUAAAGCUACAUACCAAAUUAUCAGAGCUAAGUACAGAGCCCAUAAAGAAGGUUCUGAUCAGGCUAUAGACUACACAUUUCACGCCUUCAUCUCAUACAGCCAUUCGGAUGGAGAUUGGGUUAGAGAGCAGCUGCUGCCCUGUCUAGAGAAUGCUAGGCCACCCUAUCGACUUUGCAUCCAUGAAAGAGACUUUAUUCCAGGGAGGUGGAUCAUCGACAACAUCAUUGAGAACAUUGAAAAUAGCCGCAAGGUCAUCUUUGUGUUGUCAAGAAAUUUCGUGAACAGCGAGUGGUGCAACUACGAGCUCUACUUUGCCCAACAACAGGCCAUCGGCAAGACAUUUAGUGAUGUCAUCCUGGUUGUCAUGGAACCCAUUGAUCCCACCUCGCUACCUAGCAAGUUUUGCAAACUGAAAAAGAUGCUCUGUACCAAAACAUACCUGGAGUGGCCGCAGCAACCCACAGAGCAGAGUUUCUUCUGGAUCCAGCUGAGGAGCGUUCUGGGAAAACCAAAUGCAAUAAGACAGCGCACUUCAAGUCGGCUCAGCCGUCUGUCUUCAGUAAAGUCGAUGUCUCUUACUGAGGUGCAACUUGAGAACCAGAGGUCUGUAGACUAAAAGGAAAGAUGAAGAUGACCAUGUUAACAAUAAGCUUUCAAAUAGAGGUCAUGCAGAACAUGUAGAAGGACAUGUUUAAGAUGGCCAGUAGAGAAGAUCCAUAUUUUAUUUUCUUGAAACAUGAACAUGAAAAUACAUUAUCACAUGAAUUAGUUACAAUGUUUUUGAAUCUGACGAAGAUCAGACUUAUCUAGAAAGGAAACGACUUACCCAAUGAACCAUAAUAAGACAACACAUUUGCUCUGAUAAUCAAUACUGUUUUAUUUACAUUAGUGUGUAAGUACAUUUACUAACCCCUGAUUAGGCCAGUAAUCAUCAAGACUGCCAACCAACCUAUGUUUACUGAAACAAGUUGUAUUACUGCAAUAAAACUAUAUUGACAACAUGCCAUUUUUGGCAUAUUAAAGGGACGGUCUGUCAUCAUUUACUUACCCUCAGGUUGUUCCAAACCUGUCUUUGUUUUGCUGAACACAAAGAAUG